Messenger RNA from Penicillium arizonense, 513 nucleotides. RefSeq lists its product as uncharacterized. The record is from RefSeq and is a predicted model, not a curated record. The transcript has 3 exons. NCBI's taxonomy places the organism in Eukaryota, Fungi, Ascomycota, Eurotiomycetes, Eurotiales, Aspergillaceae. The coding region runs from base 1 to 513 and encodes 170 amino acids.
AUGGCCAACCAAACCCCGGACCUUCCGUGGAACCUUUUAACCUCAAACCUACACUGGACUUCCCCUGACUACUGCAAUUGCGGGUUGAAGAACUUGCUCCCCAUGCACAACGAAAACCAGAGCAACGACUUCAACGAGUUUGUAAAGAUGCUUGCGGGAACUCUGGAGACUCACGCAGAGAAGUCCGGCUUCUUCAACUGCGAAAUCAUGAAGACGUUGCUCAUCUACGGUGAAGAUGGACCCAAUCUCCGUAGCGAUGAUAUGGGAUGGAACAACCUCUUCUUUUUUGCCCUCAGGACCUACCUUUGUCUAAAUGUGAUAUACCACUCCCCGGAGAUAUGGGAUAUAACCUCAGAUGACCCAGACCGAAAGGACUACCGCGAUACUGCCUUUUACCAAGGCACCCUUCGAGCAUGCACGGGACAUGCCACAUCUGAGGUCCAAACAUUUCACUUCCGUCGAUUCUUCGGGAUUGAGGAUCGCCAAUUUUGCACUUACGAGUUCAAACCCUAA